This is a messenger RNA of Lodderomyces orthopsilosis Co 90-125, 1812 nucleotides long. Its product is annotated as Rab GTPase-activating protein. The coding region runs from base 1 to 1812 and encodes 603 amino acids. The record is from RefSeq and is a predicted model, not a curated record. The transcript has a single exon. NCBI's taxonomy places the organism in Eukaryota, Fungi, Ascomycota, Pichiomycetes, Serinales, Debaryomycetaceae.
AUGGCAACUACGAUUGACCAAAACAUCGAACAAUAUCCAAGCAUUGAAAACAACUACAUCGGUCGUAAUGAUGAAUAUCACACACUUGAUCCGGGAUCACUGAAGACAAGCCAUGAUCGAAACGUACAGCAUCAACGAAAUGAAUCAUCAUAUUCGCGAAACUUCUCCAUAUUAGACACAUAUGCACAAGAGAGUCCUUCUAGACGAAAUAGUUAUGUCGAUGUUGGGAUUGCCUCACCUUUAGAGGAUAUCAAUUCUGACGCUUCGAUCGUCAAGAGUUUUGAAGGCUCGACUCCAAACAAUAGCUCAAAUACCUUUGAACAAAAUGGGUUUGUAUCGAUCGAUAGUUCCUCAGCAACGGCAUUAGACAGUGAAUUAGACAGAGAUAGCUACAUCAAACCAACGACAGAAGAAUCAGAUGCUGAGGUUUUGAAGUCAAAUUUCGAUCGAUAUGGUUUCAAAAAGAGUUCAUUACAAGGACGCUCCAUUGAGGACUAUAACUUGUGGUUUGAACAUUACUCUGGAUAUACUAUAAGACGCAAAAAAAAGUGGGAAAGAACAAUGAAAGAUCAUGGGUUGAAUUUAGUGUCGGAAAGCAGCUCAUCUACUACAGCACGUAGUCAAGAAGAGAUCCCAACUCGGUUUCCGCCAAAGUCCGAUAAGAUAAAAAAGAUGGUGAGACGUGGUAUCCCUUCCGAAUGGCGAGGUAACGCUUGGUUUUUCUACGCGGGAGGAUACGACAAGCUACGGAAACACAAAGGACUUUAUAAUAAGAUCGUGGUGGAAACAAAAGAUAUACAAAACAAGGAAACCGAAGUGAUCGAAAGAGAUUUAUUUCGAACAUUUCCUGACAACAUUUACUUUAACUCUUCUGUAAACCAGAAUACCCACGAAACACGUGAUGCUAGCUAUGUCCGAGAAGAAACUGCACUAAUAAAAUCAUUGAGAAGGGUAUUAACUGCGUUUGCUCAUUAUCAACCACAAAUAGGAUAUUGUCAAUCAUUAAACUUUUUAGCGGGCCUACUCCUACUAUUUAUGAAUGAGGAACGCUCGUUCUGGAUGUUGGUUAUCCUAACUGAAAGAAUUAUCCCCAACGUUCAUCUGGCGGAUUUGGAAGGUGUACACACUGAUCAGGGUGUUUUGAUGCUUUGUGUAAAGGAAUAUUUGCCAGAAUUGUGGGACACUUUGGGUACAAAUUUUGAAGGAGAAAGAUUGAAGGAGGAUAAUAUCUUGGCUAGGCUACCCCCAGUAACUUUAGUUACCUCAUCUUGGUUUAUGUCUCUUUUUGUUGGUGUCUUGCCUGUUGAAACGGCAUUACGGGUGUGGGACAUUUUAUGGUAUGAGGGUUCCAAAACAAUCUUUCGGAUUUCGUUAACGAUUUUCAAAUUGUGUAUUGAUUCACCCGGAUUUCAAAAUAGACAAGCCUCAGGAACUGAAGAGAACCAACAGAUUGAAUUGUUUCAAUUUAUGCAAAGCUUUCCUAAACAGAUACUAGAUCCUAAUUUGCUUAUAGACUAUUGUUUCAAAAAAAUUGGCGGUUAUGGAUUCGGCUCAUUAUCUCAAGGUGAGAUUGAUAAAUGUCGUGAUUUCGUUGCAAGGCAGAGACAAAAGAUGCAUUUGAACUCCAAACGUAAAGAUUUAACUGAAAUGACAGAAGAAGAAAAACAGAGCUUAUUGAAUUCAACAAGUAGUGCUGACAAGGAAAACAUUCAUGAUGUUUAUGGGUUUCAUAGAUCCAUUAUGAGUGGUAUUGUAUGGAACAAAAGUAUUAGCAACAAAAUGAGGAGAAGGCUUACUGGGAAAAAAGGAUAA